AUGUCCCCUGCAGGUCUAAACGGCACGAAUAGUGCUUCCAGUGCCAAUGGCCAGGUGAACAUUGAGGACUUGGGCCACGUCGAGACUCCCAAGGUCGAGGGAACAUGGACCGUGGAGAAGGCUUUGGGAAUCUCUCCAGGGACCGCAGCACCUACAGAGGCCGGCUCACCGCUCCCGUACUUCCACCUGAUUGAGCGCCUGAAGACCACAAAGCGUGAGGGUUGGCGCCGCUUCGGCAUCGCAAGAGGAGAGUCCAUCGCCGACCACAUGUAUCGCAUGUCACUCCUGUCGAUGCUCGCCCCGCCCGCUCUUGCACCCCGUCUCGACCUCGCGCGAUGCAUGAAGAUGUGCCUGAUCCACGAUAUGGCCGAGUCUCUGGUUGGAGACAUCACGCCCGUCGAUGGCGUCCCGAAGUCCGAGAAGAACAGGCGCGAGGCCGAGACGAUGGACUACAUUACGAAUAACCUGCUCGGUAGCGUCUACGGUGGGAUCCCGGGGGCCGAGAUCCGCGAGAUCUGGCAAGAGUACGAGGACUCCCAGACUCUGAACAGUCACUACGUACACGAUCUGGACAAGAUGGAGCUGCUUCUCCAGAUGAUUGAGUAUGAGAAACGUGGCCAGGGCAAACUCGAUUUGGGCGAAUUUGCCUACGUUGCAACCAAAUUCAUAUUGCCCGAAACCAAGGAAUGGGCGGAUGCGCUGCUGAAGGAGCGAGAGCAGUUCUGGGGCAUCCAGCAUCACGUUCAUGGCGAGGCCGGCACCGAGGGCGGCGUCCAGGAGGAAAGGCAACAGCAGCAAGAUGAUUACUACGAACGCUAA
Messenger RNA from Colletotrichum orchidophilum, 819 nucleotides. Its product is annotated as HD domain-containing protein. The record is from RefSeq and is a predicted model, not a curated record. Lineage: Eukaryota; Fungi; Ascomycota; Sordariomycetes; Glomerellales; Glomerellaceae. Gene Ontology annotation, cellular component: cytoplasm. Gene Ontology annotation, molecular function: 5'-deoxynucleotidase activity. The coding region runs from base 1 to 819 and encodes 272 amino acids. The transcript is spliced from 3 exons.